Doryrhamphus excisus (bluestripe pipefish) is the source of this 1142-nucleotide messenger RNA. RefSeq names its product ubiquitin conjugating enzyme E2 M (gene ube2m). The record is from RefSeq and is a predicted model, not a curated record. NCBI's taxonomy places the organism in Eukaryota, Metazoa, Chordata, Actinopteri, Syngnathiformes, Syngnathidae.
GGCUAGCUGUUAGCAUGUAGCUCGCAGGCUAGGCUAGCUAGCUCGUGUCAUUUAGUUGACGUGCGCCGGCUCCAUCAACGUUCGGGUGCUGUUCGGAUUGAACACACUCUCCUUUGAGCAGCACACGACGCGGACACGAAGAAGACACUUUGGAGGUCCACUUAUCCCACAAGUGAAGAUGAUUAAGCUCUUUUCCCUCAAGCAGCAGAAGAAAGACGAGGAAUCUGCUGGAGGAAACAGAACCGGAGCCGGCGGCAAAAAAGCCAGCGCGGCCCAGCUGCGAAUACAAAAAGACAUCAACGAGUUGAAUCUGCCAAAGACCUGUGAGAUCAACUUUCCUGACGACGAUGACCUUCUCAACUUCAGACUCAUCAUCUCGCCUGACGAGGGUUUCUACAAAGGCGGAAAGUUUGUCUUCAGCUUUAAGGUAGGACAGGGUUAUCCCCACGACCCCCCCAAGGUCAAAUGUGAGACCAUGGUGUACCACCCCAACAUCGACCUGGAAGGAAACGUGUGUCUAAAUAUUUUAAGAGAGGAUUGGAAGCCGGUGCUGACGAUAAACUCCAUCAUCUACGGUCUACAGUAUCUAUUUCUAGAGCCCAACCCCGAGGACCCGUUGAACAAGGAGGCGGCUGAGGUGUUGCAGACGAACCGGCGACUCUUUGAGCAGAACGUCCAGCGCUCUCUGAGGGGAGGCUACGUAGGCUCCACCUACUUUGAGAGGUGUCUUAAAUAACCGGCCGCCUGUGACUCCGCCUACCCUCCACGCCCCCCCCCUGCUCAUCAGCUCAAAGCAACAAGCAGCAGAGGACCCACCCACCCCUUCAUUUCUGAGUUUGUUUCAUCAGCCCCCACCAGGGGACACUACGGCACAAGACGUUGCCUGGGGGAGGGGGGGCAUGACGUCACAGCGUUUACUUUUUUAUUUGACCACCAGGAGGCCACGCCCCCUCCACCUCCACACAGCAAACUCCAAACUCCCCUUGCACGGGGUGGGAGGGGCCAUUGUGAACUCUUGAUGACAUCAGGCCGUGCUGGGGGCGGGGCUCAGGUGGGAGGAGCUAAGUGUGGCGGGUUAAGCUGAGUUUGGAGUUUGCUGCCAAUCAGUCUGUGGGCGGGCCUAAGGCGGUGGGUGGAGUCAG